Molecule: messenger RNA, 698 nt
Organism: Cornus florida
Lineage: Eukaryota; Viridiplantae; Streptophyta; Magnoliopsida; Cornales; Cornaceae
Exons: 4
Coding region: 51-335 (94 amino acids)
Source: RefSeq, a predicted model, not a curated record
AUAAGCAAAACUAUAAAACCCAAAAAUUGGAAGACAAAGUGACAGCAAAAAUGGUGAGAGUGACUAUAGUUCUUCUGCGAGAUGGAGUGGUUGGAAUCAGCAAAACCCUCUCAGAAAUACUGGUAUGCCCUCUCUCCAAACAGCCCUUAAGGGUAUGUGAGAAAUCGAAUUCUCUAAUCAGCGACGCAGUCGGUGUUUCUUAUCCCAUUGUGGAUGGGAUUCCUUGCCUUGUACCUAAUGAUGGGAAGAUAAUUGAAACUGAUGACUCGGCGAAACCUGAUGGCAGUGUUGAUUCAAAUGAUAAGGAAAUGGAACGUCGAGGAGGUAGCUCUUAAGAUCGUGAAUUGAGGAGUAGGAAGAGGUUCUUUUAAAGAAUUUGUGACUGAUUAAUAAAGAGCACAAAAAUUCUGAGCAGUUACCGGAGUUCUUUCGCCACUAUACAAUUAAUUAAAAAGGCAAGUUCUUUUCUACAGUAAGUACAUAAUCCGCGAUAAAACAUAACUUAACAGCGAAUUAUGGCAUACAGAUGCAUGUCUUCAAUGACAAUGAGUGCUUGAGGGCCUACAAGAAUGCAUAUUGUAUAUUUAAAUGCAAGGGAAAGGGAAUUCAACUCUGUCACUAUAUAUAUAUAUAUAUUCUAACAAACUCUAUCUAGCUUUUAUGUAAAAAGUUGAAAAUCUUUUGGAGGGGUUUGAGAU